Cladophialophora bantiana CBS 173.52 is the source of this 687-nucleotide messenger RNA. RefSeq lists its product as uncharacterized. The record is from RefSeq and is a predicted model, not a curated record. The transcript has a single exon. The coding region runs from base 1 to 687 and encodes 228 amino acids. NCBI's taxonomy places the organism in Eukaryota, Fungi, Ascomycota, Eurotiomycetes, Chaetothyriales, Herpotrichiellaceae.
AUGUCUUCACUUGAGCUAGAAGCCGUCAAUCGAGACAAGGAUUCAGAUCCUCUCACCUUGACCGUGACACCGGGGAAAGAUGUGGUCGGCAUUCCGUUCAACCCCAAAGUCAAACAUUGGCAAUUUGCAUCUCCGUUAUCCAAAGUAGCAUUAAGAGCAGCCGACUUCAAAAGCGCUCGGGCGACUUUCAGGUGGCCGACAUUGUCGACGACGUGUGAAUACGAUCAGAUCGGAUUGCUGUUCGUUCGACCUCUGCCAGGUUUGCCAGCCCCCGAUGCCGAACAGCCCGGUGAUGCCGAGUCUGCCCCUUACUAUAUCAAAUAUGGCCUGGAAGUCGUUCGAGGGCAACCAAUCAUCGCUGUGGCGGAAUCCAACCAUCUACUGGAUUGGUCAACAUGGCCAACGACCCCGAAACAUCUCGAGUCUCUCACUAUUGAGUUCUUACGAUAUGGCUCUGGGCUCUUGGCGCGGUUGAUUCCACCAGCUGACGAGGCUGGUGCUGGGAAGCAAGAGCCCACUACCAUCCGACUCUUCACAUGGCCACUGGCGAAUCUCCGAGAUGCGGACCCGAAUAUCUGGAUAUGCAUCUACGUUUCCCGACCGGAUACCAACAACACCGCAACUGAGGGGUUUUCGGCCACAUUCGACGACUUCCAGGUUGAGACGGUCCAAGGUUCUCGAUUGUAG